This is a messenger RNA of Didymodactylos carnosus, 738 nucleotides long. The record is from the annotation of a GenBank genome assembly. Lineage: Eukaryota; Metazoa; Rotifera; Eurotatoria; Philodinida; Philodinidae.
AUGCAUACACAACAGCAUAUAGCUCAACAAUGUGUAGAUUCUGGUGGUUGUGAACACCGCGAAAGUUUUCUAUUUGAAAGUUUUCUGGGUAAUUUGAAAUCAAAUUUAAAAGGCCCAUUAGGUGCUAUUCAUCAAGUUGCAUUUGCAUAUGCAGCUGAUUUAUAUUUAAAUCAUAAUUCACGUUCUGGAAAUGACGAAAUAUUAUUGAAUGGAGGUUUCACUAUUGAUCGUCAAACUAAUACAUAUGGUGGUAAUAUGGUUGUAGAUAAAAAUGAAAUAGAAAUAUUAAAAAAAUUAAUUGAUAAGAAAUUAACGAUUAGUAAAGCAUCUAUUUCAUUUUUUACACGUUAUCAUCAAAAUAUAACUACAUAUCAUUCGUUUUUUUAUAAGAAAAGGAAAACAUCAUGCAGCUAUUUAGUUAGUUUAGCAGAUAAUAACAUUGGAUGGGUCAUUUGCUUUUUACUAGUUAAUCAACUACCAUAUGCUAUAGUACAAUCAUUAAAACGUUGUGAAAAACAAACUAUGUCAGACAUUUUUGUAAAUUCUCCUUAUUAUGAUAUUUUAAAAAGAUAUUUAGACAAUAUUUUUACAUUAUGCUACAUUCAAUAUCUAGAUGUACAAAGAACUGAUUCAUUGUUACUUGUGCCAUGUUUAAAAUUACGUCAUCGGAUUGCGUUUGUAGAAUUCAGAAACUUGUUUUGUUGUACAGAAUUUUGUUCAGCGUAUCAGUGUAAUUGA